UCCGUGCAAACUGCCGGGAGGGCGGCGGGAAAAGGGCAAGACGGGAGUGGGGAAAGGGAAGGAUCCAGGAAGCCGCGCGGGAGGGCGCGCGCGCGCGCCCCUUUUUCAGCAGUGUGGCGGGGUCGCACGCACGCCCGCCUCGGCGGCUGGGCGCGGUUUGCGACAGUGGGGGGAGUGGUGGAGGUGGCGGCGGCAGUGGCAACUUUGCGGCAAGCUCCGGACGGGCUUGCUUGACGGCGGUGUGGCGGAGGCCCCGCCCUAGGCGGCAGGAACCUGGAGGGAGGCGGAGGAAUAUGUCCGAGAGGGAAGUGUCUACAGCGCCGGCGGGAACAGACAUGCCUGCGGCCAAGAAGCAGAAGCUGAGCAGCGACGAGAACAGCAACCCGGACCUCUCUGGAGACGAGAAUGAUGAUGCUGUCAGUAUAGAAAGUGGUACAAACACUGAACGCCCUGAUACACCUACAAAUACGCCAAACGCGCCUGGAAGGAAAAGUUGGGGGAAGGGAAAAUGGAAGUCAAAGAAAUGCAAAUAUUCUUUCAAAUGUGUAAAUAGUCUCAAGGAAGAUCAUAAUCAACCAUUGUUUGGAGUUCAGUUUAACUGGCACAGUAAAGAAGGAGAUCCAUUAGUGUUUGCAACUGUAGGAAGCAACAGAGUUACCUUAUAUGAAUGUCACUCACAAGGAGAAAUCCGGUUGUUGCAAUCUUAUGUGGAUGCUGAUGCUGAUGAGAACUUUUACACUUGUGCAUGGACAUAUGAUAGCAAUACAAGCCAUCCUCUGCUGGCUGUAGCUGGAUCUAGAGGCAUAAUUAGGAUAAUUAAUCCCAUAACAAUGCAAUGCAUAAAGCACUAUGUUGGCCAUGGAAAUGCUAUCAAUGAGCUGAAAUUCCAUCCAAGAGAUCCAAAUCUUCUCCUGUCAGUAAGUAAAGAUCAUGCUUUACGAUUAUGGAAUAUCCAAACGGACACUCUGGUGGCAAUAUUUGGAGGUGUAGAAGGGCACAGAGAUGAAGUUCUAAGUGCUGAUUAUGAUCUUUUGGGUGAAAAAAUAAUGUCCUGUGGUAUGGAUCACUCUCUUAAACUUUGGAGGAUCAAUUCAAAGAGAAUGAUGAAUGCAAUUAAGGAAUCUUAUGAUUAUAACCCAAAUAAAACUAACAGGCCAUUUAUUUCUCAGAAAAUUCAUUUUCCUGACUUUUCUACCAGAGACAUACAUAGAAAUUAUGUCGAUUGUGUGCGAUGGUUAGGUGAUUUGAUACUUUCCAAGAGUGGCCGUGCCAUUUUACAUUCCCACCAGCAAUGUAUGAAAGAUCCAGUGUCUUCGAAUCUUCGCCGGCAUUUGUCUUGUGAAAAUGCCAUUGUAUGCUGGAAACCUGGUAAAAUGGAAGAUGAUAUAGAUAAAAUUAAACCCAGUGAGUCUAAUGUGACUAUUCUUGGGCGAUUUGAUUACAGCCAGUGUGACAUUUGGUACAUGAGGUUUUCUAUGGAUUUCUGGCAAAAGAUGCUUGCAUUGGGCAAUCAGGUUGGCAAACUUUAUGUUUGGGAUUUAGAAGUAGAAGAUCCUCAUAAAGCCAAAUGCACAACACUGACUCAUCAUAAAUGUGGUGCUGCUAUUCGACAAACCAGUUUUAGCAGGGAUAGCAGCAUUCUUAUAGCUGUUUGUGAUGAUGCCAGUAUUUGGCGCUGGGACCGACUUCGAUAAAAUACUUUUUCUCAAUCAAAAUUAGAGUGUGUUUUCUGUGUACAGUAGAACUAACGUACCUUGCUAGUAAGGGCACAUAGAGCAUUUAGAGUUGUCUUUCAGCGUUCAAUCAAGCUGAGCUGAAUGUAGUGAUGUUUACAUUGUUUACACUCUUUGUACUGUCUCCUGCUCAGACUCUACUGCUUUUAAUAAAAAUUUAUUUUUGUAAAGCUGUGUUGUAUUUUAGUUUAUUUUGUUUUGUUCAUUGUGAUGAAAAGAAAUGUUGAAAGUAAUAA
Molecule: messenger RNA, 1969 nt
Organism: Eubalaena glacialis (North Atlantic right whale)
Lineage: Eukaryota; Metazoa; Chordata; Mammalia; Artiodactyla; Balaenidae
Gene: EED
Product: embryonic ectoderm development
Exons: 13
Coding region: 294-1694 (466 amino acids)
Biological process (GO): negative regulation of transcription by RNA polymerase II
Cellular component (GO): ESC/E(Z) complex
Molecular function (GO): protein binding; nucleosome binding
Source: RefSeq, a predicted model, not a curated record